AUGUCCGAACAGCAAGCCAUGAGUGAACUGUACAACAACUCUGUCCAUUUUCUUUCGACUGAUACAACACCCUACGGAGACGAACAUUUCCCUUUUUCUCCGUACUAUUCACCCAGCUACAGUAACUCGUUGUCUAGUUUCGCCUAUAGCAGCGGUUCGUCGUCGUCGUCGUCGUCAUACUCACCGCCAUCAUCUUCAGCAUCUGUUAUUUCAGAAGCUUCCUCUUCCCCUUCAUUUUUUACGGCAUCCUCCUCAACCGAAAGAUACUGCUAUACCAACAAAAACCACACUAACUCUCCUCUAAAGAUACCAGCAAAAAGCCACACACGUCAUGAUCAUCAACACCGUGCAACAAGAACCAUCUCCCAAAAUACUAACAGCAAACACAUACGUCACAAACGAGAACGCGAGAGUAGCACCACCACCACCGCGAGUGGUAGCAGUAGUGCCUCGUUGUUUGAUCCAAACAAGGGUGAUUAUUACGGUUUCAAGCUACCAACGCACUGGGUUAACACCGAAACACUCUACAAAUUCGAUCGCGAUUACCGAAGUGUUCUGCAUCGUCAAGCGCGCAAGUGGAAUCAGCUGCUGGCAGACUGUGGUGGCGAGUUACCACCUUUGGGAUCAAAAUUAAAACGUUAUGCACGAAAAGGCAUUCCUCGAGAUUUGCGCGGAAGGGCAUGGAUGCACUACAGCGGCGCCAAAACCAAGAUGGAUUCAAAACCCACGGAAUAUAAAUCCCUAUUGGAAAAAGCAAUAGAAAUGGGCAAGUCAAACCCGUAUGCUGAAAUCAUUUAUCGAGAUCUGCAUCGCACGUUCCCGGAUAAUUCUCACUUUUCAUGCGCUGUGCCACAACCCGAUGGAUCAGUUUUGAUGAUCCCAGAAUCUAAUCCUCGGUUAUGUGCAUUACAACGCGUUCUGCUCGCCUUUAGUGUUCAUUCGCCAAACAUCGGCUAUUGCCAGUCACUCAACUUUUUGGCCGGAUUCUUUCUUUUGUUCGUCGACAACGAGGAGGAAGCAUUCUGGAUCCUUGAAACGACGGUCAACGAUUAUUAUCCCGAGCAAAUGUUUGAUGAUUCUAUGGAUGGAUCUACUAUUGAUCAGACGGUAUUGAUGCAGCUUGUAUACGAAAAAAUGCCUGCUAUCUGGAAUAAGCUUGGCAACAAACGAUGCUUCUGGGAAUGCGUGCAAGAUUUACCGCCCAUCACUUUAGUGACAAACCAUUGGUUUUUGACUCUUUUUAUUAACAUAUUGCCUGUCGAAACAGUUGCCCGCGUUUGGGAUUGUGUAUUUGUUGAAGGAUACAAAGUCCUGUUCCGGGUAGCGUUGGCCAUAGUUAAGCUAAGCGAGCCAUCAAUAUGUGCACUCGAGGACCCUAUCGAUGCACUUCAGCUCCUCCAGAACAUACCAAAGCGCUUAAUAGAUUGUCAUGAAUUCAUGCAGUAUGUUUUUGAACGAGAUAGCAUCUCGUCUGAUUUGACUUAUAAAGACAUCGAAAGCCGAAGAGCCAUGUUCCGUAAUCGUCGUCCGCAGCGAGGACCAUUCAUCACAAAAUCAUCAUUAUCAACAAUCCCACCACCUUCUUCAUCAGCAGGGCUGAAUCAUACUUGGGAGCAUGAUGAUGUUGUAGAGCAAAUUUAUUUGUAG
Molecule: messenger RNA, 1647 nt
Organism: Zychaea mexicana
Lineage: Eukaryota; Fungi; Mucoromycota; Mucoromycetes; Mucorales; Lichtheimiaceae
Product: rab-GTPase-TBC domain-containing protein
Exons: 7
Coding region: 1-1647 (548 amino acids)
Source: RefSeq, a predicted model, not a curated record